Saccharomyces eubayanus is the source of this 528-nucleotide messenger RNA. RefSeq names its product Ups1p (gene UPS1). Gene Ontology annotation, cellular component: mitochondrial intermembrane space. Lineage: Eukaryota; Fungi; Ascomycota; Saccharomycetes; Saccharomycetales; Saccharomycetaceae. Gene Ontology annotation, biological process: phospholipid transport. Gene Ontology annotation, molecular function: phosphatidic acid transfer activity. The record is from RefSeq and is a predicted model, not a curated record. The coding region runs from base 1 to 528 and encodes 175 amino acids. The transcript has a single exon.
AUGGUUCUUUUACACAGAAGUACGCACAUAUUCCCUACUGACUUUGCCUCUGUUUCACGCGCCUUUUUUAAUAGGUACCCCAAUCCAUACUCUCCUCACGUGCUCUCAAUAGACACGAUAUCAAGGAAAAUAGACCAGGACGGGAAUUUGCGCACGACGAGGCUGCUAAAGAAGUCGGGCAAGCUACCAACCUGGGCCAAGCCCUUCUUGAGAGGCAUAUCAGAGUCGUGGAUAAUCGAGGUUUCCGUAGUGGAUCCCGCUAACUCCACCAUGAAGACGUAUACCCGAAACCUGGACCAUACAGGAAUUAUGAAGGUGGAAGAGUACACGACCUACCAGUUCGACAGUGCUACAAGCAGCACAAUAGCAGACAGCCAGGUGAAAUUUUCUAGCGGUUUCAAUAUGGGCAUAAAAUUUAAAGUGGAGGAUUGGUCGCGCACCAAAUUCGAUGAAAACGUGAAGAAAAGCAGAAUGGGCAUGGCUUUUGUCAUUCAGAGACUUGAAGAGGCAAGAAAUGCUCGAUUCUAG